AUGUUCAUUGUUAUAUGUUUUAUAUAUUUUUCAAUUGUUAAUGCUAAACUUAUUUGUGGUGUUAAAAAUACUAAAGGAGAGAGAGCUGAGUUUACUAGUUACGAAUUAGAUCAAUGUUUUGAAAGUUCUAAAGAAGGUAAUUAUAUUAAAGUUACUAAAAUGUUUGGAGAUUACAAAUACAUUACAUAUAAUAAAAAUGGAUGUGCUGAUGGUGAUAAUGUCUCAUCAAUCGUUUUAACUGACUGUAAUGAAUUUGAUGAACCAAGUUAUAAUUUAGAAGUUAAAUAUGAUUUAAGUGGUACAGAGUGCAAAAGAAAAGAUACAUUUGAGAAGAGUUAUAUUAAUUUUGAUAUUUGUAUGAAUCAAGAUGGAUUUAAAAAGUAUUCAGUUGAAGAUGGUCAACUUGUUACUUAUGAAUAUAAAAAUGAUAAAUGUGAAGAUAAAAUUGAUAAUUCUAAAGUUAUUAUUGUUGAAGUUGACAAAUGUAUAAGUGAUGAUAGUAGUAAAUCUUCAAAAUAUUAUGACAAUAGUGCUUAUUCUUUCUUAACACUUUUUGUUGUCUACAUUUUAUUCCUCAUAUUCUAA
Messenger RNA from Entamoeba nuttalli P19, 585 nucleotides. RefSeq lists its product as hypothetical. The transcript has a single exon. The record is from RefSeq and is a predicted model, not a curated record. The coding region runs from base 1 to 585 and encodes 194 amino acids. NCBI's taxonomy places the organism in Eukaryota, Evosea, Mastigamoebida, Endamoebidae.